Molecule: messenger RNA, 3768 nt
Organism: Trichoderma gamsii
Lineage: Eukaryota; Fungi; Ascomycota; Sordariomycetes; Hypocreales; Hypocreaceae
Exons: 3
Coding region: 1-3768 (1255 amino acids)
Molecular function (GO): protein binding
Source: RefSeq, a predicted model, not a curated record
AUGACGUCUACGAGAGAAGUUACGGGAAAUACGUUUGGAAACGAUGCCACAGUACUUCUUGGAGAUUUGAUCAACAAUGUAAUCAAUGUUAGCACGGACCCCUCUGCUGCAGAUACAGCUUUUCUUCAAGACAUCAGCAAAACAAAUCCUGUGGAUGAUAAAAAACGAAUACUUGAAUCCAAGGGUCCCCUGAUAUACGACUCGUAUCGCUGGAUCCUCGCGCAUAAAGAAUUCAGAAAAUGGCGCGACAAACAAAAGAAUGGAGUUUUUUGGGUCAAAGGGGACCCUGGAAAAGGCAAAACAAUGCUUCUCUGUGGAAUCAUUGAAGAUUUCGAAAACAAUUGCAAGCUACAAGGGAAAUUGGUCUAUUUCUUCUGUCAAGGCACAGAUACCCGACUUAAUACAGCCACCGCUAUUAUCAGGGGCUUGAUUUACUCAGUGCUUCGACAAAACCAAGGCCUUCUUUCAUCCAUCCAGGAACAGGUAAAAAAGGAGCCAAGAGGUUACUUAGAAGGAACUAAUGCGUGGGUUGCGCUUAGCCGGAUUUUUACAACUAUUACUCAAGAUCCAUGCAUGGCAGAUUCUACUUUUAUUAUUGACGCCCUCGAUGAAUGCCAACACCAAGAAUCGCGCAAAUCGCUCUUUAAUCUCAUCAUGGACACGAGCAGCCACAUCAAGUGGUUAGUAUCCAGUCGAAAUGAGAAAGAAAUUGAACACGCAUUAAAGUCGAUUGACAACAGGCUAAUAUUGGAAUUGCAAAGCAAUGCAGGCCAUGUCUCCAGCGCUGUUGAUACAUAUAUAGAUCGCUGUGCUCGAGACAUUGAGGCGCUUGAGGGGGAUGAUGACCUCCGCGAGAAGACGGUUAAUAUACUCAAAACAAAGGCAAACGGUACCUUUUUAUGGGUAACACUUGUUGUCCAACAGCUACGAGGUGCUGGCCGUCCUCACAUCGAAAGAAUUUUGGAAGAAAUGCCCGAAGAUUUGGAAAGCCUCUACGAUGAGAUAAUGGAGCGUUCGAAGAAGGGGUGGAAAAAUGACACAGAAGCCUGUCUCAUUUUUUUAGCAACAGUGACUGCCGCCGAGCGACCGCUUCAUAUUGAUGAAUUAUAUCUAUUCACCAGCUCUCAAUUAAUCGGCACCAAGGUCAGGUAUCUUCCAAGCGAUAUCGAAUACUUGGCUAAGGCUUGCGGAUCAUUUAUAACCAUCAUGGACAAGACUAUAUACUUCAUCCACCAGUCUGUUAAAGACUAUAUGGCACACAAGGGAGCCAUCAGUAUUUUCCCUAGAGGAAUUGAGCGUCAACAUUCUAAGAUGUUUGAAAUCUCACUCAAUGUUUUGGAUAAGGUCCUUCGAUGCGACAUCUAUAAUGUCAGAACACCAGGAGAACAUGUGGAUGAAGUUGCACCACCGAAUCCGAACCCAUUAGCAUCAAAAGCAUACUGCUGUGCAUUUUGGAUUGAGCACCUAUCUCAUUGCAGACAACCUCGGCUAUUUCAAGACGGCGGAAUACUUCACACGUUCCUCAAGGAAAAGUAUUUAAACUGGCUAGAAGCAAUGGUCUUGUUGAAAUUAUUACCCCAAGCCGUAAUUGCUAUUCAAAGGCUGCGAGACUUGAUUACAAGCUAUUACACAAUGGAUGGUAAUAGUAAUCGGACUUAUGAACCGCCUCACGCGAGAAAAAGAGGCCAAAUUGGACACGAUCGUUGGCUAGCCGACACUGUGAUGCCUGAAGGGAAACCAGAUAUAUUGGUAAACAGCGAAAGGAAUGAGACCCUUGAACUGACAAGAGACGUCUAUCGCCUUGUCUCUUCACAUAGGGCGAUAAUUGAAGCGUAUCCACUACAGAUAUAUGCCUCCGCACUUAUAUUCAGCCCCAGCGAAAGCAUAUCCAGGAAACUGCUUGAGGCAGAGCAGUGCCCAAAAUGGAUCGUGUCUAAACCUAAGAUGAAAUCAAAUUGGAGCCCCUGCAUACAGACAAUUGGCGACUAUGAAUAUGCUGUUGGUUCAGUAGCAAUUUCGCCGGAUAAUACAAUGCUGGCGGCGAUUGCCUAUGGUAAAAAGGCCAAGGUCUGGAAUUUGAUAUCCGGAGUGUGCUUACAUACGUUUGAGACCGAGCUUGUCAUGGAAGUGGUUUUCUCACCACACAGUACCCAAUUGGCACUGAUUGCCAUUGAAAAAGUUGAGAUUUGGGAUCUCAUCACGGGCACUCGAAUCAAGACUAUGGAAGGCUAUUUCCAAUCAGCGAGCUUUUGCACAGACGGCACCCAUCUGGCUCUUAUGGGCGACACCACUCUGGAAAUUCACAAUCUUGCUACAAGUGAGGAUUUUCACACGCAUACUACUCACCCAAGCGAAUUGGUCCUGGCCACAGUUUUCCCCUCAGAUUGUGCACAAUUGAACUCGGAAUUUCUCAACGGAGUCGUUGGAUCCCAUUGUACAGAAGCCGAUACGGGAGCACCUGUGUUUACAGAUCGGAUAUUUCAUGCCAAGGUGGUGGUCUACAACCCGGAAACGGACACUAUGAAAGUUCUGGAUUUGGCUACUGGCAAAUGCCUACAGGCUACGGUUAUGGCGAAGGAAGUGGCAGGCAGGGACGAAUUAGCACUUUCACCUGAUGGGAUGCGACUGGCACUUGCGAGUCAUGGCGCAAUCGACAUCUGGGAUCUUGCCACCAGUAGUUGCCUACAGACAAUCGGAGACCCUUGUCUCAAGAAGAAAGCAAUGAUGUUCUCGGCCGAUGGAUUGCGGCUAGCAUCAACAAGAGAGAAAGAGAUCAAAAUUUGGGAUAUUGCCACUGGUACAUGUCUGCAGACACUUCUAGGCCAUACGGAAGAGGUCUACACAUUGGCUUUUUCGCCCGAUGGCUUGCGGCUGGCAUCAGGUUCUGGGGAUUGCACCAUUAAAAUCUGGGAUCUGGCUGCUAAAAGCUCCCCAGAUAUUACGACCUAUUCGAAAUGUCAAGACCGAAUCGAUUUCGUCGCAUUCUCGCCUGAUGGGAGGUGGAUAGCAUUGGGUUUAAGAGAUGAAACUAUCAGGAUCUGGGACACCGCCGCACGUGCAUUUCAAUGGACAAUGAAGACGUCGUAUAGUUUUGAGGGCAUCGCCUUUUCCCCAGACAGCAUGCAGCUGGCAACCGCUGAAGGCGCUUAUGACUAUAGGUCAUUUGGGGAUCGUUUCACGGGUGCAAGGUUUCGAACCCUCAAGAGUAAACCAUAUUCUUCCAGAAACACUCAACCAGCGUCGAGAUCGCCUGAUGGAUUUAUUAAAAUAUGGGAUUUAACAUCUGGGACGUGCUUAUACACGAUUGAAAAUGAUCGGUUUGUGGAUUUAUGGAUAGAGUUUUCACCAAGUAAUACACCACCAGGCGGGCGUUCAUUCAGACCGGGCGACACCUACACCACCAUCUGGGGUCUACUUACAGGUGUAUACCCCCAUGAAGAUAUCUCAGAACUAACAGGUCGGAAACAUGAGGAAUUGGAUUCACAUCUCUCGAAGCAGGUAGAGAUGCCCCUUGUGUAUUUUUCUCAGGGGCAACAGUUACGUUACAACGAUGAAUUGCCUAUGCUCAGCCUCAGCAAAAAUAAAGAUUGGAUCCUGAAGUCGAAUAAACCGCUGCUUUGGCUCCCUCCGGACUGUCGGCCUCAGCUAGAUGAAGCCUACGUAGAUUGGCGUCAGCCAGUUGGAGUAUACAAGAACCAUAUAGUCAUUGUUGACAAGUAUAACAACUGGCUACAUUUCGAAUUUAAUUUUGACAAGUUAGGUAAUUAA